AUGGGCCAGAACUCGUCGUCACCAUUCGCGUACCUUGCCGCGGGCAUUACGCCUGCUGUCAACGUUCCUGCCGCUGCCACUUCCCCCGGGAGUGUGUCGGAGCUGAAGAGAAAGAGAUCGGACGAGUCUGGCGCGGCCGAGGACGGAUCGACGGAGGUCGUGAAGUCCAGAGCUACCAAAAGACUCAAAGGUACUUCCGAGGCUCUCCCUUCUACUCAGGCCGUCGUUGAGAGUAUCAACGAGGUCGUCGACACAUUACCUCUCCCUCCCUACACCCCUCCUACUCCUUUCCCCGGUCAUGCUUCCGAGCGGAAGAGAAAGCGUUCCGGCGAGUAUGGCGCCGAGGACGUGGAGGCUGGUGUGGAGUCCAGAGCUACAAAAAGGCCCAAGGGUACCUCUGAGGCUGUUGUCCCCAACCAGCCUGUCGUACUCGACGAAGAAUCUGGAUUGCAGAUCAUGGAAUCUUACGAGCUCUCCUCCGCCCACCCUGUGGAGCAAUACAUCAGCGAAUACCAGAUGCUAGAGCUGGAAAUGCUGUACCAGUACGAUGCGAUCAAGAUCUACCUUGAAAGUCUCGAUCGGAACUUCACCCCGAUUCCGAUUCCUGCCGCCAUUCCAAGAGUCCACCCCAUCGGCUACGAUCCCAACGGAGUUCCCAUCGACGCGUUCACCGUAUUUGGCAACCUGGCUCCUGAGCUGCGUCAGAUGAUCUGGGAAUUCGCCCUUGAAGACAGUGCGCCCCGAAUCCUCGCCAUUCAACCGCAAUACCACAACCACCCUCCUCUUGUCCACGCCUGCCACGAGUCCCGCCGUGUCUGUAGCGAGGAUGAGAACAUCUACUACAUUUCCAGUGUGCAGCGCUGCAGAGUGUUCCGUUAUUUUAUCAAUUACCAAAAGGACACGAUCUACCUCAACCACACCUUCUCCCGCCUGGGGGGCAAGGUGCACAACAGCACCAUCCAGGCCACCCGCUCGAUGUAUCCGCAGGUCUUGGAGCUAGCCGAGAACCUCGCCAUCAACGUGCAGGAGUUCCGAAGCUUGACUGGCGGCCACCGCAACCCAAAGAACACGCUUUGGACCAUGCUCAUGGCGUGGUGCCCAAACCUCAAGUGCAUCUCGAUCGUCGCCAACAACUUCCCCUCCAGCGGCCUCGUCAUCGACUUCAUCGACGUUCCGCCCACCGCCACCGCCUACACGGACAUGAAUCCCAAGGACCAGGUCGAAGCCAUCCAGGACAUCCAGCGCGCCUGGCGCUUCCAUAAGGGCAAGGGCACUAUCGGGGACUUCGCUACGCGUGUCGUGCUCGUCGACAUGAACGCCGGCCGGAUCCUCACCCGCAAGCAGAAGAUCCAGAAGCGCAGGGAGGAGGAGGAGGCGCGGAAGGGGAUGAAGGCUGUGGGAGAGAAGGUGUCGGAUGGGGAGAAGAAGAUGGUUGAGGAGGAGGAGGAGGAGGAGGAGGAGGAGGAGGAGAGGGUUGAGGAGGAGGAGGAAGAGAAAUUUAGUAAGGAGGUUCUGGCGGAGGCGCGGGCGAAUGCGGAGGCUUAUGCGGAUGUUUAUGCGAGGGCUAUGGGGAAGGCCAAGGCGGAUGCGAGGCGGAAGGUGAAGGCGGAGGCAAAGGAGAUUGAGAACGCGAAGGCGAUCGAAGAGGCGAAGGCGAUCGAAGAGGCGAAGGCGAUUGAGCACGCGAAGAAAUGA
Molecule: messenger RNA, 1695 nt
Organism: Drepanopeziza brunnea f. sp. 'multigermtubi' MB_m1
Lineage: Eukaryota; Fungi; Ascomycota; Leotiomycetes; Helotiales; Drepanopezizaceae
Source: RefSeq, a predicted model, not a curated record